AUGGACGUUCCGGACUCUGAAGAAGAAGAGGACCAAGAUCAGGAACCAGUGGCAGCUGGCAUUAGCAAGUUAGAAGCAGAGAUAGCUGGCAUUAACCGGGAACUGAAGACCAUAGAAGACAGUGUCGGGCGCAUGUUGGAGCGACAAGCACAUCUGGCUAAACAAAAGGAGAAGCUGGAGGUCAAAGUACUGGCUGCACAGAAGGUGUUGAGUUAUCCAGUGCAAGGGUGGGCUGGCAAGUACAGCUGGGACGAUGAUAUUGCGGACCUAAGGAAGAACCUAUUUGGCCUCGCAGCAUUCAGAAAACACCAGAGGGAAACAAUCAACUGCGUCCUAUCAGGCAGCGACUGCUUCGUGAUCAUGCCAUCUGGGGGAGGAAAGUCCUUAUGCUAUCAAUUGCCUACAAUGGUGUUGCAGGCGGGUGUUACUCUGGUCGUCUCUCCUCUCCUCUCACUGAUUCAGGAUCAAGUCAUGGGGUUGUCAGUCAUGGGGAUUGAAGCUGCCAUGCUCACGUCCCAAAUCGACAAGGAAGAAGAGACCAGGGUUUACAAGGCCUUGGAGCAUGGCGGCCAAGACCUGCGAUUCGUCUAUGUUACCCCAGAAAAGGUCGCCAAGAGCAAGCGCUUCAUGUCCAAGCUGGAGAAGUGCGACAAGGCGGGGCGCCUGGCCCUCAUCGCAAUCGACGAAGCACACUGCUGCAGCCAGUGGGGUCACGACUUCAGGCCCGACUACCACCACCUCGGCAUCCUGAAGAAACAAUUUCCGAAGGUCCCAAUGAUGGCCCUCACAGCAACGGCCACCCAGCGAGUGCAGGACGACGUUCAGGAGAUGCUGGGAAUCCAGGGCUGCCCUAAAUUCGUGAGCAGUGUGAACCGGCCCAACCUGUACUACGAGGUCCGCGAGAAGCUGGCGGGCGCGACGGCGGUAGUGGACGACAUGGUGGCGUUCAUCCAAGAGCACUACCCCAGCCAGCAGGACUCGGGCAUCGUCUACUGCUUCUCCAGGAAGGAGUGCGAGCAGGUGGCGAGCGAGCUGUCUCAGCGGGGCAUCUCCGCGGGCUACUACCAUGCCGACAUGAACCCCCGCCAACGGCACGAAGUGCACCAGAACUGGAGCUGCAACUACCUGCAGGUGGUGGUAGCGACAGUCGCCUUCGGCAUGGGCAUCAACAAGCCGGACGUCCGCUUUGUCCUGCACCACUCGCUCAGCAAGUCGGUCGAGACGUACUACCAAGAGAGCGGUCGCGCGGGCCGCGACGGCCUCCCCUCCCGGUGCGUGCUGUACUACCGGCCGACAGACGUGACUCGCCAGAGCUGCAUGGUGUUCGCGGAGGCGUCCGGGCUGGAGAACCUAUACGCUAUGGUGGCCUACUGCCAGAGCCGCCAGAAGUGCCGGCGGGAGGCCAUCUUCCGCCACUUCGGCGAGCCGCUGCAGCCGUGCAACGGCAUGUGCGACAACUGCGGGGAUGCGGGGACCGUACGCAAGCUCGACAUCACGGACAAGGCAGAGGCGCUGGUGGCCCUGCUGCGCGCGCUGGCCGGCAAGGAGAAGCGCGCGACGCUGCUGCAGCUGUGCGAGCAGUGGAAGGACAAGGCGGUGGGCAAGGAGGACAAGGAGCGCGCGGUGGUGCAGCUGCUGCUGGACGGCGUCCUCGCCGAGGAGUUCGGCCACACCGCGUUCGCCACCAACUCCUACAUCACCCGGGGGCCCAGCCUGCCGCUCCUCGAGCACGGCCACCUCAAGGUGUUUCUGGAAGUGUCCGACUCUUCCGAGAAGACGUGCGCCGGGCGCGGCCCUGACACUUCGACCUCCGCAGCGGCAGGUGGCGACUCCGUCCUGGAGUCCGCUCUGGACGGUCUCCGGCGGAACGUUGCCCGGCAGCACGGCGGAAUCUUCCCGCACUCCGUCCUCUCGACGGCGCAGAUCGCGCUUAUCUGCAAGGAGCGGCCGGCUCACCUGGCAGAGCUUCGCCAGCUCGUCGGUGCGCGUAUUGCGGGCGCCUACGGGGACCAGAUCCUGGCGGUCUUGCGCAAUCCGAACCAGCAACCAGACGCGCUGCCACCGUCAAAUCGCUCGGGACCAGCAAAGGUUGCGCCGGAAAGUGGAGCGGGCCCCUCGGCAGCGCCCCAAUCAGGCCGAGUGGAGGCGUCUCGGCAGAGGAGAGAAGACGAAAAUUUUGCAAGCGAACCUUCAACGUCGAAAAUAGCAAGCAAAAAGGGGAAAGAGAAGGUGACUAGACCAAGCAAGGUGGGCCCGCCGCACGGGAAGCGAAAACUGGCGGAUCCAAGCGCUGUAAUUGACCUGGACGACUCGUCUGGUGAAGCGGCCAGUGGGGAGGGCAAUCGUGCUAACCAGGCCGCGCAAGGGGAACCCUCCUCAGAUGACGAUUUUGUCUUGUUUCACAGAAAGAGAAGGUUGCAACGAACCCGGACCUGA
Molecule: messenger RNA, 2436 nt
Organism: Klebsormidium nitens
Lineage: Eukaryota; Viridiplantae; Streptophyta; Klebsormidiophyceae; Klebsormidiales; Klebsormidiaceae
Source: the annotation of a GenBank genome assembly